Molecule: messenger RNA, 2133 nt
Organism: Panicum hallii
Lineage: Eukaryota; Viridiplantae; Streptophyta; Magnoliopsida; Poales; Poaceae
Product: pectinesterase-like
Exons: 2
Coding region: 253-1905 (550 amino acids)
Biological process (GO): cell wall modification
Molecular function (GO): pectinesterase inhibitor activity; pectinesterase activity
Source: RefSeq, a predicted model, not a curated record
CAAUGCGUCGGUUCUAUCCAGCUAGCCGUGAGCCCGUGACCGCGAUCCCCUUCGAGCGGUUCUUUUCUUAGUUUAUUUGGAGUUGAUGGAUUCAUACACUGGCUCACAGUCAUGUAAAUCUCCUUCUCGGCUUCUACGUAUAGAAAUCAGUCAACUUGUAAACUUAUCACUUCAUCAGGAGCCAUCUCAAAGGUCCACUUCACAAAUCAAGAGUCACGGCUCAUCUUACGCUGGCACUUAGCAGCAGUCGCCAUGCGUGGGAGCAAUGAGCCUCUCCUCUCCUCUCCCUCCUCAAGGAACGCCUCUGACUCUCUAGGCAGGCCGCUCCUGCUGCUGGUCACGCUCCUCUCGGCCACCCUGCUCUGCGCCGUCGCUUUCCUCCUCCUCCUCGGCCCCGCGGCUCCGGACCUCUGCGCCGGCUCCCCGGACCCGGCCUCGUGCAACGCCAUCGUCGCGGACGCCGUGCUAGCGUCCCCCCGCGGCGCGCGCUAUUCCAGCCGCCGCCCGGCGCAGGUCCUCCGCGCGAUCGUCGCCAGGUCCCUCGUGCAGCAUGACGCGGCCGCCGCCGCGGUGGCCGGCAUGCACCGGAGCGCCGGUAGCAGCGACGCGAGGCAGCGCGCGGCGCUCGCGGAAUGCGUCCAGCUGAUGGGCCUCGCCCGGGACCGCCUCGCCGACGCCAACGCCGUCGCCUCGGCCGCGGCGAGCGGCGACGCGCGCACGUGGCUCAGCGGCGCGCUCACCUUCUACGCGACGUGCGCGGACGGCGUCGGCGAGGGGCCGCUGCGCGACGCCGUGGGCGCGCGGCUGCAGCCGCUCAAGUCCCUCGCGAGCGCGUCGCUCGCCGUGCUCAACGCCGUCGGCGGCCUGGGCUCCCGCGGGGACGUGCUCACGGAGGCCGUCGCGGAUGCGUUCCCCUCGUGGGUGCCGGCGCGAGACCGCGCUCUCCUUGAAGCGGGCGCGGACAUCAAGGCGGACGUCGUGGUGGCCCAGGACGGGAGCGGCAAGUACAGGACGGUGAAGGAGGCGGUGGACGCGGCGCCCGACGGCGGGAAGAGGCGGUACGUGAUCCGCGUGAAGAAGGGGGUGUACAAGGAGAACGUGGAGGUGGGGAAGAAGAAGCGCGAGCUCAUGAUCGUCGGCGACGGCAUGGACGCGACGGUGAUCACCGGCAGCCGCAACGUGGUCGACGGCGCCACGACGUUCAACUCGGCCACCCUCGCGGUGGCGGGCGACGGGAUCAUCCUGCGGGACCUGCGGGUGGAGAACACGGCGGGGCCCGCGAAGCACCAGGCGGUGGCGCUGCGCGUGAGCGCCGACCGCGCCGUCGCCUACCGCUGCCGCGUCGACGGGUACCAGGACACCCUCUACGCGCACGCGCUCCGCCACCUCUACCGCGAGUGCUUCGUCUCGGGCACCGUCGACUUCGUCUUUGGCAACGCCGCCGCCGUGCUCCAGGGCUGCACGCUGGCGGCGCGGCUGCCGCUGCGGGGCCAGAGCAACGCCGUCACGGCGCAGGGCCGGGAGGACCCCAACCAGAACACGGGCACGUCCGUGCACCGGUGCCGCGUCGUGCCGGCGCCCGAUCUGGCCGGCCGGGAGGUCCCGACGUUCCUGGGCCGGCCGUGGAAGGCCUACUCGCGGACGGUGUACGUGCGGUCCUACCUGGACGCGCACGUGGACCCCAGGGGGUGGCUGGAGUGGGACGGGGACUUCGCGCUCGCCACGCUCUUCUACGGGGAGUACCAGAACGAGGGGCCCGGGGCCGGCACGGCGGCGCGCGUCAAGUGGCCCGGGUACCACGUCAUCACGGACCGGAGCGUGGCCGCGCAGUUCACCGUCGGCCAGUUCAUCCAGGGCGGCGGCUGGCUCAACGGCACCGGCGUACCCUACACCGAUGGACUCUGAUUCAUCGAUCCGUGACGCUGACGCACUAGUUGAAUUCUGACUUUCUGAUAAUGUUCUUCUUGCUUGGUUUGUGCCUGCAUAAAUGUUCGCUGUUCUGUUGGUGCCAGGAACGCAGUAGUGCUGUGUGAUAUUGGGUUGUGGCCUUGUGGCAGUGUGGGCAGUACCUUACAUUGCUGAGCUGCACAAUUCGAACCGUGGUUUUUUUCAAUAAAAAGUGUAAUUUUAGCA